This is a messenger RNA of Ctenocephalides felis (cat flea), 1608 nucleotides long. RefSeq lists its product as uncharacterized. NCBI's taxonomy places the organism in Eukaryota, Metazoa, Arthropoda, Insecta, Siphonaptera, Pulicidae. The record is from RefSeq and is a predicted model, not a curated record. Bases 1 to 1608 code for a protein of 535 amino acids. The transcript has 2 exons.
AUGUAUAGGCAAAUUAAGGUUAGGGAUGCAGAUGCUAAUUCACAAUUAAUUAUUUGGAGAGAUUCUCCUCAGAAAAGGCUUGACAUUUGUAAGUUGAACACAGUUAUAUAUGGCACUUCAUGUGCACCGUACUUGGCCAUGCGUUGUCUAAAGAUGUUGUCAGAAGAAAAUUCUGUCAAGUAUCCACUAGCUUCGCAGACUUUAGAUAGGGACUGUUAUGUCGAUGACAUAAUUACAGAUGCAUCGUCAGAGCAGGAACUAGGGCAGCUGAAAUCGGAGGUCUGUAGUCUGCUGAAGCUAAGUAAUGUUCCUAAGGAACAACAAAAUUUGUCAGCCACAGACUUUUCUGAACAAAAUAAUACUGUAAAAACAUUAGGUUUAUCAAGGAAUCAAGUUGAUGAUAUUUUCAAAAUCUCUUAUUCCAAUAUUUUUAUCACUUCUGCAGACACUAAAAGAUCUGUGCUUUCUACCAUAGCUAAAAUAUAUGAUCCUAUUGGACGACUCAUUUCUCCGAUUACCAUAACAGCAAAAUUGAUAAUGCAGGAAUUAUGGAAAUGCAAUUUAGAUUGGGAAGACGCCCUGCCAGAUGAAUUACAGGAUAGCUGGAACGAUUUCAGACAUCAUCUUUCGUGUUUGGAAGAUUUGUGUGUUCCGCGUUGUCUUUUCAAGCAGAUUCCUGUAUGCAUAGAGUGUCACGAUUUUGCGGACGCUUCAUUACUAGUUUAUGGAACUUGUAUUUAUUUACGGGCGACUAAUGAAGAUGGUAGUAUUUCCUGCCAUCUAAUAUGUUCUAAAUCUAAGGUUGCUCCGUUAAAACAAGUGACACUUCUUCGGUUAGAAUUGUUAGCAGCGUUGUUAUUGGCAAAAUUAUAUAGGCAUGUUAUGGCUAAUGGUGUUGUGAAGAUUAACGAAUCAUUUCUGUGGAGUGAUUCUAGUAUUGUUAUUGCGUGGCUGCGUACAGAACCCUCACAGUUGAAAAUGUUUGUUUCCAAUAGAGUGUCGCAAAUUUUAGAAUUAACUCCAGCAGUUAUGUGGAAGCAUGUAUCUAGCAAGGAUAACUCUGCAGACAUUGUGUCAAGAGGUGUUAGAAUUGCUAAUGAUUUGUUGAGCUGUGAUCUGUGGUUGCACGGGCCAUCUUGGCUUUGUAGCACCAGAGAAAAUUGGCCAAAUAGGUUUUGUGAUCCACCAAUAGAUAAUUUGCCGGAAAGACGGGUACUUUGUGCUGUUUCGAAUACUGAGGAUGAUGAUGAUAUCGGUAUUACUCUAAAGUCUUUGGCAGAUAGGAUAUCCAAGUUUAGCAAGCUUGUUAGGAUUGUCGCAUAUUGUCUCAGAAGGAGGAAAAAGCGCAGAACUCUUUGUGAUCCGUUGUCAGCAUUUGAGAUUCAGUUUGCAACACGUAGGAUAUUUUAUUUGGUCCAGUUAGAAACAUUCUCUAUAACUAGUGAUGAAGAUUUAGAGACAGAUAAGGUCUCAAAUCUGAAGUUGAAAUCGUUAAACCCAUUUAGGGAUGCUGAUGGCGUGUUGCGUGUAGGUGGAUUGAGAGAUUGGAACAUGCAAACAUCUCUUUUGACCAGAAACACCCCAUUAUUUUACACAAAAAACACGUAA